AGGAGCUCUCCAAGGAUUUGUGCUGCAUCCACUUCUGCAUUUUCCUUCUGAUUUGCACUCUAAAACAUACAGCGCAGGACGAGGAAAUAACAGUGGACGAUCUUUUUCCCCAGCGGGACACGACCCACGAUGAGUGGACCGACUUAUGACAGGAAGAUACCUGGUAUUUCGGCUGAUCUUUCAGGCUCUAUGAGUUGCCAUCCGACAUCUAAGGACUCUCCAACUCUACCUGAGUCCUCAGCUACAGACAUGGGUUACUACAACGGCCAGACAACGCACAGCCAUCACGAAUACUACCAGAGCCAGCCUUACGCGCAGCCCAUGAAUUCGUAUCACCAGUUUAAUCUCCCCGGAAUGAGUGGAACGGGGCCCUAUCCCACCAAGUCAGAAUACCCUUACAGCAACUCCUACCGACAGUACGGACAUUUCAGUAGGGAUUUACAGACACCACCCCAAAAUACAGUCAAAGAGGAGCCAGAAACUGAAGUUCGAAUGGUAAAUGGCAAACCCAAGAAAAUCCGCAAGCCGCGCACCAUUUACUCCAGCUAUCAGCUUGCGGCGUUGCAGCGGCGGUUCCAGAAGGCACAGUACCUCGCGCUUCCCGAGAGAGCUGAGCUCGCUGCGCAGCUCGGUUUAACGCAGACGCAGGUUAAAAUAUGGUUCCAGAAUCGGAGAUCCAAGUUCAAGAAGCUGUACAAGAACGGCGAAAUUCCACUCGAACACAGUCCAAACGCCAGUGACUCCAUGGCAUGUAACUCACCACCAUCUCCAGCAGUAUGGGACAAUAACGGUCACUCCAGCCAGGUCAACAGGGGGCAGGCACCUCAGCCCCCCCUGAGCACGACACCACCCUACAUGGAAGACUACAGCAGUCACUGGUAUCAGCAGGGAUCGCAUUUACAACAUGCAGGCGCGGUGCACCACUCUGGCCCGCCGCAGAGCGUAGGGGCUGUGUAUUGACAGAGACUUGACUUAAUACAGAGUUUAAUAUAAAAUGGACCGGACUUUUAUACAAGCAGCUAAACUGUCCAUAGUGGCUAUAGUAGGGCCUAAGGAAAAUAAGCUGAAAGAUACUGUAUCUGGAAGAUUGGAGGAUCUGGAGUCAUACCGAGCGGACCAGCUGGCUUUUGUUGGCUUAAAGACGCGUAAAGAAGAAUGCAUCUUUGUAUCACAGUAAUAUUUCAACCGCUCGACUAUUCAGAUUAAUCUUAUGAGCACAUAGGCAUAUACUAACAUGAUAUUUAAUGGACUAUGGUGUGGUUUUAAAUUAUUUUGCUCCCAUUGUAUUCAUUUUAUUGUUGUUCUUUGAUAGACGAAUUUUCAAGUAUUUGCUUGUUUACGAUAUCACGAAAGAUUAAAAGAACCCCAAACUUGUGCAUUUGUCCCGCACACCAACAGCGUGGGUUGAUGUCGCUUGCCUCAGAGACUCAGGACAUAAGUUAUAUAGAAUUGUACAAUAUGUUAAAAGAUGUAGUUGUAUAUAUGUGUUUAAUUGAAACAGAACCACUAAAUUCAUAUUGUUUUGAAUUAUAAACACUGCGCGGUGGUACCUGCUCCGUUUUUCUAUUUCUGUAAGUAGUGCUUUUUUUGCUUUCAUUGUAAUGCUGUUAAUUUGAA
Molecule: messenger RNA, 1617 nt
Organism: Electrophorus electricus (electric eel)
Lineage: Eukaryota; Metazoa; Chordata; Actinopteri; Gymnotiformes; Gymnotidae
Gene: dlx3b
Product: distal-less homeobox 3b
Biological process (GO): epithelial cell differentiation; embryo development; regulation of transcription by RNA polymerase II
Molecular function (GO): RNA polymerase II cis-regulatory region sequence-specific DNA binding; DNA-binding transcription factor activity, RNA polymerase II-specific
Source: RefSeq, a predicted model, not a curated record